This is a messenger RNA of Cooperia oncophora, 921 nucleotides long. The record is from the annotation of a GenBank genome assembly. Lineage: Eukaryota; Metazoa; Nematoda; Chromadorea; Rhabditida; Trichostrongylidae.
AUGGGCACAUGUACUGGUCUUAAAUGCGCAAAAAUCAAUUACGACACCCUCGUCGACGAACUCGACGAAGCUAAUAACUACACAGGCAUCACCUACUGCACCGAAUCCUGCGGUGGAUUAGGCUGCUCUUGCGGUUACCCAUCAUCAGGCUGCCUCUUCUAUCGCAUAUAUCAUAUACCCCUCGACGACAAUGUCUACGAAGUGUUUCAAUGCCCAUCUUGGUUCCAGACCAUAUCGAUCAAUGUGCAGACUCAAGGCACUAGCCAUAUAUCGCAAAAUAUUGAACUAAAACCCUAUACUAAAAAACGCAUUGCAAACACAACAUUUGAAAUUACAAGCAUUUCUUCUACACCACUCUCCAUCCUUCAUCAACGAUUUAUCAGCAAUAACCAGACAACAGCGUAUGUUCACACAGAAACCGACGCAUGCAACGCUAACCCAAAUAAACCACAUAACGGCACCCACACUAAUGAUUGCAUUAUCAAAGAUACCUGUAAAUGCAAUCCUGCUGAAGAUUUCGUCACCUGCUAUUGCACCAACAAUAACGUUUCCCACAUCACCCAACUUUCCAAUACCCUUCCUCUUCCUAUACCAAACGGCCUGGUAUCCACUGAAGGCCUCAACAAAAUACCUACCGUAAGGACAACCGCUAUAUCCGUUGACCUCAUGCUUACACUAAACGCCAACAUAUCCAAUAUCAAGCAAGAAAUACAAGAUUUUCAGUGCCUUAUUCUUCCACAACAUUUUCUCGGAUGCUACAACUGCGUGAAAGGUUCCCUAGCUACAAUUCUUUGUAAAUCUGACACUUCCCAGUCCAUUGCACAAGUCAAUUGUGGACAACAGACAUUCACAUUGACCUGCAGUCUAUCGGGUACCUCCAACAAUGUGCGUCUAUUUUUUAACAAAGCCCGAAGUACAUGA